Molecule: messenger RNA, 2385 nt
Organism: Cyclopterus lumpus (lumpfish)
Lineage: Eukaryota; Metazoa; Chordata; Actinopteri; Perciformes; Cyclopteridae
Exons: 5
Coding region: 1-1971 (656 amino acids)
Source: RefSeq, a predicted model, not a curated record
AUGGCGGCUCAGAACAACUUCCGGUUCAACCCCAACAGCUCCAACAGAUCCAACAGAUCCAAUAGCUCCAACAGAUCCAACCGAUCCAAUAGCUCCAACAGCUCCAACAGAUCCAAUAGCUCCAACAGAUCCAAUAGCUCAAACAGAUCCAACAGCUCCAACAGAUCCAACAGAUCCAAUAGCUCCAACAGAUCCAACAGCUACAAUAGAUCCAAUAGCUCCAACAGAUCCAAUAGCUCCAACAGAUCCAACAGCUCCAACAGAUCCAAUAGCUCCAACAGAUCCAAUAGCUCAAACAGAUCCAACAGAUCCAACAGAUCAAAUAGCUCCAACAGAUCCAACAGCUACAAUAGAUCCAAUAGCUCCAACAGAUCCAAUAGCUCCAACAGAUCCAACAGCUCCAACAGAUCCAAUAGCUCCAACAGAUCCAAUAGCUCAAACAGAUCCAACAGCUCCAACAGAUCCAACAGAUCAAAUAGCUCCAACAGAUCCAACAGCUACAAUAGAUCCAAUAGCUCAAACAGAUCCAACAGCUACAAUAGAUCCAAUAGCUCAAACAGAUCCAACAGCUACAACAGAUCCAACAGAACCAAUAGCUCCAACAGAUCCAACAGCUCCAACAGAUCCAACAGAUCCAACAGAUCCACAGCUGAGGAUGUCAGCAACACCUGGCAGGUCGCCCUGCUGGAGCGGAAUGGAACCAGCCCUCGUUGGCAGGUCGCCCUGCUGGAGCGGAAUGGAACCAGCUCUCGUUGGCAGGUCGCCCUGCUGGAGCGGAAUGGAACCAGCCCUCGUUGGCUGGUCGCCCUGCUGGAGCGGAAUGGGACCAGCCCUCGUUGGCCGGUCCCAUUCCGCUCCAGCAGGUGGGGAAGGGGGAGAGGAAGGCAGAGGGUCGCCGUGCUGGAGCGGAAUGGGACCAUCCCUCGUUGGCAGGUCGCCCUGCUGGAGCGGAACGGGACCAGCCCUCGUUGGCAGGUCGCCCUGCUGGAGCGGAACGGGACCAUCCCUCGUUGGCAGGUCGCCCUGCUGGAGCGGAACGGGACCAUCCCUCGUUGGCAGGUCGCCCUGCUGGAGCGGAACGGGACCAGCCCUCGUUGGCAGGUCGCCCUGCUGGAGCGGAACGGGACCAGCCCUCGUUGGCAGGUCGCCCUGCUGGAGCGGAACGGGACCAUCCCUCGUUGGCAGGUCGCCCUGCUGGAGCGGAACGGGACCAGCCCUCGUUGGCAGGUCGCCCUGCUGGAGCGGAACGGGACCAGCCCUCGUUGGCAGGUCGCCCUGCUGGAGCGGAACGGGACCAGCCCUCGUUGGCAGGUCGCCCUGCUGGAGCGGAACGGGACCAUCCCUCGUUGGCAGGUCGCCCUGCUGGAGCGGAACGGGACCAGCCCUCGUUGGCAGGUCGCCCUGCUGGAGCGGAACGGGACCAGCCCUCGUUGGCAGGUCGCCCUGCUGGAGCGGAAUGGGACCAGCCCUCGUUGGCAGGUCGCCCUGCUGGAGCGGAACGGGACCAGCCCUCGUUGGCAGGUCGCCCUGCUGGAGCGGAACGGGACCAGCCCUCGUUGGCAGGUCGCCCUGCUGGAGCGGAAUGGAACCAGCCCUCGUUGGCAGGUCGCCCUGCUGGAGCGGAAUGGGACCAGCCCUCGUUGGCAGGUCGCCCUGCUGGAGCGGAACGGGACCAGCCCUCGUUGGCAGGUCGCCCUGCUGGAGCGGAACGGAACCAGCCCUCGUUGGCAGGUCGCCCUGCUGGAGCGGAAUGGGACCAGCCCUCGUUGGCAGGUCGCCCUGCUGGAGCGGAACGGGACCAGCCCUCGUUGGCAGGUCGCCCUGCUGGAGCGGAACGGAACCAGCCCUCGUUGGCAGGUCGCCCUGCUGGAGAGGAAUGGGACCAGCCCUCGUUGGCAGGUCGCCCUGCUGGAGCGGAACCGGACCAGCCCUCGUUGGCUCCUUGCGGACUUAAUGCCAGUUCUUGUGUGAACAGGGUCACUUCUCAAUAGGUCGUGCAGUCACUCGGAGACAUCCAGAAGUCAAGGUUGUAAAAGGAGUUCUUGGUUGUAAAGCCACAUUAAAAGGGCCACAUAGCUCAGCUCAAUAAAGCCAAUGCACACUCAACACAGUGGGGGGCCAGCCUGAGGCCCGUUGGCGUCGUGAUCAGUUCUUUUUUUCUAUUUGCAUUUCCAUCUUCAAUCAGUCACAGACUGUUAGAGGUGGUCUAAUGUCCCCUGAAUGCUUAUUAUUUCAUAUAGCAGAAGUGUGUUCAAAUUGUGUAGGGUGAGGUCAGAAAGAGAUUGGUUUCUGACUGAAUGCUACAGCAGCUGGAUUAAGAUGUUUGCUUACUUUAUUUUAUAUAUAUAUAUAUAUAUAUAUAUAUAUAUAUAUAUCAUUUUUAUU